GCCAUGGCACGCACCAAGCAGACAGCGCGCAAGUCGACCGGCGGCAAGGCGCCCCGCAAGCAGCUCGCCACCAAGGCGGCGCGCAAGUCGGCCCCCGCCACCGGCGGCGUCAAGAAGCCGCACCGCUACCGCCCGGGCACCGUCGCGCUCCGCGAGAUCCGCCGCUACCAGAAGUCGACGGAGCUCCUGAUCCGCAAGCUGCCCUUCCAGCGCCUGGUGCGCGAGAUCGCGCAGGACUUCAAGACCGACCUGCGCUUCCAGUCGUCGGCCGUCGUCGCGCUCCAGGAGGCGUCCGAGGCCUACCUCGUCGGCCUCUUCGAGGACACCAACCUGUGCGCCAUCCACGCCAAGCGCGUCACCAUCAUGCCCAAGGACAUCCAGCUGGCCCGCCGCAUCCGCGGAGAGCGCGCCUAAGCCUCACCCAAUUCCCGGUGUUUCUAAACACCACCCUUCUACCCUGUUUGUUGGUUGCUCCAGUCCGAUCCUGGCUGUUCUUCACUUUCUACCUCUCUUUCUACCUCUCUCUCUCUCUCUCUCUCUCUCUCUACCUCUCUCUCUCUCUCUCUCUCUCUCUCUCUCUCUCCCCUCCACUCUACCGACCCGUUUUAACGAUUUCUUGCACCUCGUGUGUGUGGAGAAGUUUACCUUACCUUACCUCCGUUCCAGCUCUCUC
This is a messenger RNA of Emiliania huxleyi CCMP1516, 673 nucleotides long. Its product is annotated as putative histone H3. Gene Ontology annotation, molecular function: DNA binding; structural constituent of chromatin; protein heterodimerization activity. NCBI's taxonomy places the organism in Eukaryota, Haptophyta, Isochrysidales, Noelaerhabdaceae. The record is from RefSeq and is a predicted model, not a curated record. The transcript has a single exon. The coding region runs from base 4 to 414 and encodes 136 amino acids. Gene Ontology annotation, cellular component: nucleosome.